This is a messenger RNA of Girardinichthys multiradiatus, 1885 nucleotides long. RefSeq names its product histone H3.3A. Gene Ontology annotation, molecular function: DNA binding; protein heterodimerization activity; structural constituent of chromatin. The record is from RefSeq and is a predicted model, not a curated record. Gene Ontology annotation, cellular component: nucleosome. NCBI's taxonomy places the organism in Eukaryota, Metazoa, Chordata, Actinopteri, Cyprinodontiformes, Goodeidae. The transcript has 4 exons. Bases 177 to 587 code for a protein of 136 amino acids.
GUGACCCCAGAGUGGCCCCGCUGUGUCAAACUGUGAUGUAUGUGCAGUGACGCAGCGGCCAUUUUCCCGCUGGACGCUGCUUCCUAUUGUGGAUACGAAGAACAAAACAGUCAAGCGAAACAUUACUGACAACUUACACGCACUUUCACUCCAGGUGACCUGUAACAGUAAGAGCCAUGGCCCGUACCAAGCAGACUGCCCGUAAGUCCACUGGAGGCAAAGCCCCACGUAAGCAGCUGGCCACAAAGGCCGCUCGUAAAAGUGCCCCUUCCACCGGUGGAGUCAAGAAGCCCCAUCGUUACAGGCCUGGUACUGUGGCUCUGCGUGAGAUCCGUCGUUAUCAGAAGUCCACUGAGCUGCUGAUCCGUAAGCUGCCCUUCCAGCGUCUGGUGAGGGAAAUCGCCCAGGACUUCAAGACCGACCUGCGUUUCCAGAGUGCGGCCAUCGGAGCCCUGCAGGAGGCCAGUGAGGCCUACCUUGUGGGUCUGUUUGAGGACACCAACCUGUGCGCCAUCCAUGCCAAGCGUGUCACCAUCAUGCCCAAAGACAUCCAGCUGGCACGUCGUAUUCGUGGAGAGCGUGCCUAAAACACUUGCCCUUCUUCUUCACCUUUUUUCCUUCCUUUACUAUUCUGUCUCCCCGUCCCUCCAACCCUAACAAGCCGCCUCACCCCUCCCUUCUCCUCUCCCUUCUCUGUGUUAGUAGUGUGUAGAGGAAAGCUGAUUAUAUUAUAAUGAAAGUGUAUAGUUGUGUUUUCUUAGUGCUCUCAGCAGCAGACUCCUAGGGUACUCUAUUUUUAUGCAUGUACCAACUCUGUGAUGAUGAGACCUCGUCCAGCACACGUCUCCCUGUUUGUACUGCUUUUGACUGAGGGAGCUAACAGUUUGUGGCUACAAUGAGGACAACCACAGAUUGUGAUAAUGCAGCUGAGGAAGGGCCAAACAGGUGAAGAGGAUAGGUCUAUAUCUGCUGGAGGGGGUGUCUGUUCUCCACAGCAGGGUGCUAGAAGAACUUGUCCUUUUCUCUUCCCCUGCUUCAUGUCUUCUUCCAGCUCUACUCAGACACAGGCAGUAACAGGAAGAUGUUGGCUUAUUGUUGGCUCUGAUCAGCUCAGAAGAUUGUAUACAGUCCAUUUUUGCUUACCAUAUUAAUCUCUGAUGUUAUCUCCCAUGUCAAGAUUUUUUGUUGAUUUCUUUUUUUUUUUUUUUUUUUUACUGAGGUUAUUUGUUUAGAACAGCUGAGAGGAUGAUUCAGAAUAAAAUGCAGAACAGGGAGGCAGAUUUAUUAUUUUUUACUAAAAUUUAUGCUCCUGACUUGUUCUGACACCGCAGCUUGAUCCUAAUCUCAUAGGUGUUUAUUUCCUAACUAAAUAAGUCAAAUCUCUCCUAUUAUUUGUUGGGUUUAAAUUGGUUUCAACUAUUUCUUUAAAGCCAAAGCAGAAAGGUGUCAGAUAUUUUUUGUAGCAGUGCUUCACUGAAAAUAAAGCAUCUUUGUUUAGCAAAGAUUAUGUGGAGGUUUAUAAUGUUCUCUAAAACCAAAAUAACUCGAGUAUAAUUGAUUUUUUUUUUUUUUUUUUUAUAAAAGCAAAACCAGUAAAUAAAAUGUAUUCUAAAUUCAUGUGACGCAGGUAAUAACGUAAUCUUUUUUUUUUCUGUAUACGUCCCCCUGUACAGAAUUUGUUCCCCUUUGGAUCCAGUUGAUCAUGUUUCUCAGGUCACUCUUUUAACAUAAUUUUUCAUUUGUUUCUGUUAAUUUUGAUUCUUUCUCUUUUUAUUUUUCUUUCUUUUUUUUUUUUUUUGAAAUGUUGAAAAUAAUGUUUGAAUAAACAAUGUUUGUAAUUUCCAGAUUUGUCAUAUAAGGUGGUAAUAAAUGGAUGUUACACACA